This is a messenger RNA of Thermothielavioides terrestris NRRL 8126, 3412 nucleotides long. RefSeq lists its product as uncharacterized. Gene Ontology annotation, cellular component: chromatin. Gene Ontology annotation, molecular function: DNA-binding transcription factor activity, RNA polymerase II-specific; zinc ion binding; RNA polymerase II cis-regulatory region sequence-specific DNA binding. Bases 226 to 3291 code for a protein of 1021 amino acids. The transcript has 3 exons. Gene Ontology annotation, biological process: DNA-templated transcription; regulation of transcription by RNA polymerase II. NCBI's taxonomy places the organism in Eukaryota, Fungi, Ascomycota, Sordariomycetes, Sordariales, Chaetomiaceae. The record is from RefSeq and is a predicted model, not a curated record.
GUCUGCGGAGGAAUCCAGGGCAGAGGCACGACGUAGCCACAAAAGCCCCUUCAAGGAUCAACUGCGCUCUGAUCACGCGCUUGUGUCUGUGCCACCGCAACUGUGUGCAACCAGCCUUUGCCGGUGAUUGCCGAUGGGGUAAUCGGUGCGAGCAUGGCUUCGGUACUCGCUUCUCAACCAAGCGAAAUCAAAGGCCCGGUGCCUGCCGCCCCUCCCGCGCCCAACAUGGCGCCGCUUCGGGAGACCCCCUCUCCGGACAACCUCAAGCAGGACCCAGAGCACGAGCAGGGUCGGCCUCGCAGCGGAUCCGAUGACAAGGAUGUUGAGGGGCUUGAUCUGGACGAUGCCGACGACGGAGACGGCGGAGGCGAUGGUGCGCACUCUUCAAACUCGGAGGGCCCUGCGCGGAAGCGGAGGCGGAGCCGAAAGGGAUUGGACAAGAAGUUCGAAUGCCCCGAAAAAGGCUGCGGGAAGAGCUAUUCCAGGGCUGAGCACCUCUACCGCCACCAGCUGAACCACAACCCAAAGCAGGUCUACAAGUGCGGGAUCGGCGACUGCCAGAGAACCUUCGUCCGACUGGACCUGUGUAACCGGCACAAGGACCGCCACACGGCCAAGGGUUCGGCUCUGAACCGUAAGGAUUCGAUGAUGAGCCAGGCAUCGCCGAUAGCGGACAGCCGGCCGCCCUUUCCGCCCACUGGUUCAGCUUCUCCGGAAGUCAACCGGCCGGGGACCGCAUACAACAAGGGACGGUCGUUGUCCAUUCAUUACCAUUCUCCCAAGGAUGCUAUGGGAAGCCCAUACACGCCGAUGGCGAACACUCCGCCCGCCACUUACGCCAACGGGACGCCGAACGGAGUCGACUACACGCAUCACGAUCCCAAUUACAACCACAUGUCGCAACGGCAACCGCACCAUUCCCCUCAGGGUCCGCAGCGGCCAUCGAUCCAGACCAGCGUUGGCCCGUACGGCGUACUGUCUCCCGUCUCGACCCAGCCCGGCUACCACAGCCAACCAGCGAACACCCCUCAGUCGGCCAGCGCGAUGCCAUAUGUCCCGCCCCAAAACUUCCCACCUUUCAGCCUCCCCCCUUCAGACUUUGCCGCGUCGUCGGCCGGGACCGCAGCUCGGGAAGAGCAGCAACCAUACGCCCCCUCGACGUCCGCAGAAUACUCGGACCAGCAGCCUCAGGCGGCCGGUGAGAUGAUGCUUCUCGACCAGAUGAGCAUACAGCAGACCAUGCCCGUGUUCGGGAGUGACAACGUCCUCAACAAGUCGCCCUAUGUUGCGAUCCCCGAGGACUUCGUGGCGUAUCUGUUCAACACUCACGGCGAAGGCUCGCCCAUAACCGGGGUCCCGAUGCAGGGCUACAACUACGGGGAGUUUUCGAACCAGUACAGCAUGCCGUACUACAACGAUCCGAAUCAGCUGGGUUAUUUCCCCGCCUCGGCCGGACCACAGCAGGUCAUGUCGGUCACCAACCUCCUCGACCAGAACCUACCCGAGUCGGUCAUCUCGGAGGAGAAGAGUGCGGAGAUCUUCGAGCUCAUCAAGGAGAGGUUCCAUGAGAACGGCCAUGCCCCUGUUGAGAGGCAGCGCGAGACGAUCCUCGAGGGCGAUCGCAACGACGACAGUCACAUGCUGAGUCGCAAGAUGAUGCAGGCUUACAUUGGGUCGUACUGGCUGCACUUCAGCGACCAGGUACCGAUUCUGCACAAGCCCACCUUCUCGCCCGACAAGACGCCAAACUUGCUGCUGAUUGCCAUGAUGACCAUCGGCGCUGCUUGCUUGGACAAGGCGCACGGCCAGAAGGUCACGAAGGCGGGCGCACAGCUCUCCAACUUCCUGGCGUGGCAUCUUAGGUGGGAGAUGUUCCAGGACCCCAACUGCAGGCCGCCCGCCAAGCUGUGGGUGUUCCAGACGCUGCUACUUCUCGAGCUGUACGAGAAGAUGUAUUCAACGAGGGAGCUGCACGAGCGGGCGCACAUCCACCACGCGACAACCAUCACGCUUAUGCGUCGCGGCAGGGCACUGAUCGGCAAGUCAGCACUGGAUUCGCCGCCCAACCCCAGAACGGACGACAAGACGAACGGUUCCAGGCAGUCGUCGACGUCUGGAACGGCGCACACGCCUGAAGAAUGGUGGAACCACUGGGUCACCAACGAGGCGACGCGGAGGGCGGCGUUCGCGGCGUUCGUCAUUGACUCGAUCCACGCCACCAUGUUUGGCCACUCGACUGUGAUGGUUGCUCACGAGAUGCGCCUACCGCUGCCGUGCGACGACAAGCUGUGGAAAGCCACGAGCGGUCAGGAGGUGGCAAGGAUCGAGUCCAACCUUAUGUCGAUGGGCCAUAAGGCCAUCUCGUUCCUCGAGGGGCUCAAGCGGACGCUGAGCAACCAAGAGGUGCAGACAAACUCGUUCGGGCGCACCAUCCUCAUGGCUGGUCUUCUCAGCGUGAGCUGGCACAUGAACCAGCGAGAUCUCCAGGUCAACUCCCUGGGCGGCGGAGUCUCGCAGGCGCUCGGCGGGCGCGACAAGUGGCGGGGCACGCUGACACGGGCUUUCGACUCGUGGAAGAGCGACUUUGACAAGACGCUUCUCAGGCGGGGUGACGUCUCGGCGGACCCCUAUAACUACGACCUCACGGACCGGAACGAGGCGAACGUGGUAUUUGAGAGCCGGAUCGUGCUGCACCACCUGGCGCACAUGGCGAUGCACGUCGACAUUGUGGAUUGCCAGAUUUUUGCGCGGGCGAAGAGGUUGCUGGGCCGGGCGAUCGGGCCGCAGGAUCUCAACAGCGCGCAGCGGCGGAUGAAGGACAUCUGGGCACCCUCGGCCAAGGCACGCGACGCGACGUACUAUGCGCUGAAGUUCUUGCAGUCGGUGAUGCUCCCGGACAUGGCGGGGACGCCAGGGUCGAACGGCGGCUACGGCCGGCGCGAGGAGCUGUACUCGGCGCGCGACGAUGUGCUGCUCAACCGUCCAUGGGUCCUCUACUUUGCGGCACUGGUGGUCUGGUGUUACGGCUUCGCGCUCGAAGGUCCCAGCCCGACGGUCCCGGUGCCCACGACACAGCAGGACAAGGUGCGGAUGAUGCGCGAGUACCUGAUCAAGUACGGCAACGUGUCCUCGCCCGAGGAUCUCAAGUCGAUGAAGGGCAUCAGCCACAAUACGCCGCUGCUGAUGGUGCUGAGGGACACGUUCGGGGACUCGCGUUGGGAGCUGUUGCAUGAGGGGGCGACGCUGAUGAGCAACUGCAUCCAUCUGAAUGCGGGCCAGAACGUUCCCUAGGAGAGACGAGUUUUGUGGCAUCUCUUCGCCAGUUCGCGUGGGAGCCGACCAAGCCGAUUGGAAGGGUUGUUAUUGUUGUACAAUGGCCCAAAAGCGACCGGGGAGGUAAUUUGAUUUUUAC